AUGGCGAUGUCGUCUUUCAGAUCGGGAUUCGAUGAAAUUUCAGAAAACUGCAGAUCAGAAUCCAAUCAAAAUGAUACAACAACAUCUCCAACUCCAAAAUUCAAACCGCAAGUUAUUCGAGGACUAGUGGUUUUUCACGAUCCCGAUUUGAACGAUCUGGACGAAUCUCGUACUCUUCCUUGCUAUCUUUUUCGUGGUCACCUGUUUCGCCUGACUUAUGAUUCUGACGAUGACGAUAAUCACGAUCCCGAUUAUGAUGAUCGUCCUGAUCCUGAUCAUAAUAAUGAUUUCGAUCCCGAUUAUAAUGAUCGUCACGGUUCUGAUCAUGAUCAUGGUUGCGAUCUCGAUUAUGAUAAUAGUGGUGAUGGUGAUUGUCACGAUCUCGAUCAUGAUCAUAGUUGCGAUCCCGAUUAUGAUCAUAGUUGCGAUCCCGAUUAUGAUAAUGGUGAUCGUCGCGACCCUGGUCAUGAUGACGGUGGUGAUGAUGCUUCUUCCCAUAUCCUCGACAUUUCUUGUGCUGCUUCCCAUGCUUGGAGCAAGAUGGAUGCUUCUUCCCAUGUCUUCGAUAUUUAUGAUGAUGUCUUUCAUGCUUGA
Rotaria sp. Silwood1 is the source of this 594-nucleotide messenger RNA. The record is from the annotation of a GenBank genome assembly. Lineage: Eukaryota; Metazoa; Rotifera; Eurotatoria; Philodinida; Philodinidae.